This is a messenger RNA of Phytophthora nicotianae INRA-310, 665 nucleotides long. Its product is annotated as histone H4. The transcript has a single exon. Gene Ontology annotation, molecular function: structural constituent of chromatin; DNA binding; protein heterodimerization activity. The record is from RefSeq and is a predicted model, not a curated record. Gene Ontology annotation, biological process: nucleosome assembly. NCBI's taxonomy places the organism in Eukaryota, Oomycota, Peronosporomycetes, Peronosporales, Peronosporaceae. Bases 100 to 480 code for a protein of 126 amino acids.
CACAGCUGCAUCAAAGGCUUAAUAAUAAAACUAUAGUCCAAGUCGUUAGUGUUGUAUCUAUCUGCUGGUUGUUGGCAACAACUUGUUGCACCGCCAGCCAUGGCACGCGACCAUUUGCCAACUUUCGACUUAGCACACACACCACCUUCUUUCGGCUCAACGACAACUGUGUCUGGUCGCGGCCUCGGCGCUGCUGGUCACGGCACAGGAGGUGCCAGGCGUCAUCGCAAGAUUCUUCGAGACAACAUACAAGGCAUCACUAAGCCAGCGAUUCGACGCCUUGCUCGUCGGGCUGGUGUGGUUCGCAUCUCCGUCUUGGUCCACCACGAGACGCGCGCAGUGCUGAGGACAUUUUUGUCGAGUGCCAUUCAAGACGCGAUCACCUAUUCGGAGCACGGACACCGCAAGACGAUCACAGGAAUGGACGUCAUUUACGCGCUCAAACGCCAAGGUCGAAUCCUGUACGGCUUCGGCGGUUGAACAUCACGUAGGAGUGUCUAAUCCUAAUGCAAUAAAUCCAUGAGGGGUGGAAAAUAUUGGUCUCUUCUCGAUGAGAGUGUAGUUGAGGACAGCAACUACAACACGAAUUUUCGAGGUCCACAUCCUGCGUGAACACUUCAUUUAGAAAAACUACAAAAUCCGCAAAAUUCACCUCGAUACUACAA